GGUUGGUACGGCAUGUUGUUAGCUUUUCUACUUGGUGUUGUCGACACCAAUACCUAUUACCAAUAUAGAUACCUUCAAUUUUCGUGCAAUUCUCCACUUUCAAAACUGACAAAACACGGACUGGUCUCGCCAGCGCUCAAACCUCACUGUCGUCUCAACUCAACUCACCAAAAAACCUCGCUAGUACUAUCGAGAUGUCAACAACUACAGCAGUGACCACGCUGCCUUCGCCCGCGUGCAAAACCAUCUAUUGUACCCAAUGCAAUCGCAAGUUUGGCAACACCAAGGACCUGCAGAACCACAUCCAGGACUCUCUCUCGCAUCGUGCCGCCGCAUCAUCACUCAAUUGCGAAAUUUGCAAGAAGGCAUUUAAAAGCGAGAAGGCGCUGCAGCAGCACACCCGAAGCUCUCUCCGCUCGCAUUCGUCUUUGUUCAACUGCCGCAUCUGCGAUCGGUCCUUCAACAGCGAAAAGUUUCUGCAGCAGCAUAUUCGUGACUCUCAAGCGCACGCUGCAUCUUUCGACUGCGUUGUCUGUAAUCGAGAAUUCAACAGCAACGAAGCUCUGCAGCAGCACCUUCUCAACUCUGUAACCCACCACCGGCGGCAGCAGCAACCUCGGACCCCGCUCGACCAGUUCUUUCUUUCGUUUAAAACCUUUGAACACGACCCUUCCGAGCCGCCGGCCGCGUCUUUCAACCGCUUACGGAGGCACCAAGGCUGGCGCAGGGGCGAUGCCGAUUCUGAUGACGCCUGGGACAGAUACCAAGCCGCACUUGAGAGCGAGCUUCGCAUGUGGUACGAUUCUGGAAACUCGCUGGCCGCGUGGCACGCUCUCUGCCGCGCCAUUGGCGUCGACCCACUGCCGCAAACGUGCGAGAUGUGCGAGAGGGCCGUGCGAAGCAUCUAUGUCAAUAUUGUCGAUUUGAUCGAAUGGGCACGGGUGCAGCGUGGGCACGACGUGCAGCCGGUCCAAACUUUUGCAAGCUUGGAGGAUCUGCAAUCUUACACGAUUGAAACGAAGAAGAUAUACCAUAAUCGGCUUGAGAAUCUGGAUGAAGACAAUGUCGUCCUGAGGCAUCUGCUCCGGCGCAUUUUCAGAUAGAGGAAUAACGUAAUAAGAGAUUCUGACGCCAAAGAUUCUUUUUACGAAUUUCCAAAAAUCCUACAUCUAGCUCUUCGACCUCUUUUUCUCUUAGCGAGUUUGUAUAAUUUUCAAGAACAGCGCUUCGACCUUUGUAAACUUUCCUUGUCCUUGUGCAUAUCAGCCGCCGUUCUAAAGCAAUAUUGCCAAAUCCUUCAGUGGCUGUUCGCCUUGAGGGCGGUGGUUUACUGCCUUUUUGAUAUGAGCGAAUAGCCUCUGGCAUAUAGACCUGGCGGAAUACGCGUUUGUCGUGUACCGCAACGGCAAAGUUACCGCCCAAGGUUCAGCAGCCUUGGGCGGGCCAUGCCACGUCUUUGACGCCGAAACGGUCGGGGCAUUGCGCGGCUUAGAGGCAGCCGCUGCGAAACCAGGAGACACAAUAUAGGCAUGCGUGGACAGCGCCUCCGUUAUUUGGGGCCUGAGAGGAUCUGUGUCGCUGUCGUCGCAAUGGGCCUAUAUCCGAUUCCACGAACUCGUGGAGGAGCUGAAGGACAAAGGCGUUAGCGUCCGCAUACGAUGGUGCCCGGGUCAUGAGCGAAUCGAAGGGAACGAGAAAGCAGAUCGCCUGGCAGACUUAGGCGCGAAAGGGCCCGCGGACACUGACCCCCGUACCCAGGGGGCGAACGUCAGCGGCGUCCGAUCCGAGCUUCGAAAGGCAGCCCGAGAGGCCAGCGCGCGAUGUUGGCAGGCCAGGAAACCGACACGGGGAUUUUCGAGGAUACCACAACCGGUUUGCCCACCAGGGCGCAAAAACGCAAUGCGCUUGGUGCGAUAACUCCACGGCACCAGACCAUUUGGUCCACUGCCCAAACAGUGUCAAAUUAUGGAAAAAGUGGCCCAACGGCCCGACUCGGCGGCCAAAUACGCAGACCAGACAAGAGUACCUAUAUAAGACAUUGGGAAACCCACGGGCUUUUGAGGAGUUCGUAGCCAUCACUGGCCAUUUCACCCUCCCUCCGCGCCAAAAGCGCACCGAACCGGCCCUAGUGGACACCCCCGCGCGCAGCGGUGCGCACGGACAGACGGCGGAAGGCGCCGCAGGCUGGUCAUACCUCUGCAGGAAUAUAAGUUGCAGGGCCGCAGCAGGCACCCACCCCUACAUCGUCGCGGGCCCGGCCCGUGUCGAUCGAUCCGCUAUAUAGACUUAUGUAGACUUAGAUAGCGCGCCGUGAUGCUCCACGUGCGGCUACAUGCGCGGAGAACCGGCGUUGCCGGCGCUCCGCGCGGCCCGG
This is a messenger RNA of Pyricularia grisea, 2374 nucleotides long. RefSeq lists its product as uncharacterized. Bases 195 to 1103 code for a protein of 302 amino acids. The transcript has 3 exons. The record is from RefSeq and is a predicted model, not a curated record. Lineage: Eukaryota; Fungi; Ascomycota; Sordariomycetes; Magnaporthales; Pyriculariaceae.